AAUAAACUCCGUAAAGAUGCCGUUGGCUUUCAGCGCUUAGCGGCACUUUUUCCCCUUGCUCAUUUAAGUGGGCGAACAAACUGCCAAAAUGCCAUUGAAAUAUUAAUAACUUAUUUAACACAACACAAAUAUUUUGUUCUGCAAGUGCGUGUUUGCGUGUGUGAAUGCCACUUGCGAAUAAUCGCGUACAAAGCGACGGCCUCCAAACGGCAAACGCAAGUUACCCCACAACAGGUGGCACAUUUUCCGCGAGCGCCAAAGCGAAAUAAAUAAAUAACACACAGAAAUUUUAUGACAAAUUGACAAUUAAACAAAAGAGAAAGCAACAAUUAAUACGCUGUGUAACAUAUCAAGGUGAAAACUUACGCGACUGUUAGUUUGGCAAGCGCACGUGGCCACGCGUCGCUCAAAACCUUUGCACAAAAAGCUAAUUGCGCCGAACUGGCGGUCCUCAACGAGCCGGAAAUGAUGAAGCACGACGCCGCUGCGAAACCUUUAGCCAUUGGUGGACCGAGCGCAAUGGCGCCAACUACGGGCACGUCCUCAUUAAAGCGCGGCUUGUGGCGCAACCGCAGCGUGACCGAAACGCCCGUGUGCGCGCGUAGCCCCAUCACGAAAGCAUUUGAUUUUCUGCCUUGGGGACGCGGCAAAAAGGCGGGCGAUAAAACACAAACACAACAACAGCAGCAACAACAAUCACUAAAACAGCAACAAAAAAUCAACGCGACGUCAACGAACGCCAAGUCAACAAACAGCAGCGCUGGCGGCAACACAAACACCGGCAACAGCACAAGCAACAACACAAAUGCGGCAGGCGCCGAUAAAGAUGCGGGCGUACACUAUCACCGAAAUAUCUUUCGUAGCGGCGGCGGGCUCAUACGCGACAUACUCGGUGGCGAUAAGUUGAACAAAGAGAAAGGCGCGCAGGAGCUGACGCUGAAAAAAUCCAAUCAACGCCUCAAACCCAAGCAAGUGGUCGCGCGCAAUAAGAGUCUGGAUAUACACGAACUCAUCAACACCGUUGAGAAUGAGCUGAGCGCGGGGCAGCAGAAGAAUGGGCGCAAACAUUUUAUGGACGACACAUUUAUUGAGAAUAUAAUGCGCGCCAAGGAAGCCUACCGACAGGCGAACGACGAGCUGUGCGACGACGAGCAGGCCGGCAAUUACCGUUAUGUGGAUGAGACGGACGAAAGUGAGAGCAACGGACGGCGACAAGCGCAUAAAGAGCAGCGCGCGAGCGAUGAGCAGCUACAUUGCAUGCCUUCGAGCAGCGGUGGCAAUACGACUGCUGCGGCGCAUGCACCCGCGCGUCACAUACUCUUCAAUGACGAGGACAUUGUGUAUCUGAUAAAGAAAGAGCUGCCGGUCAUGAGUAAGACAAAGCGCAAAGUAUCAAGUCAUCAAGCGGAGAAGGAACAUCAGCAGCAACAGCAACAGCUGCAGCAGUAUCAACAAUAUCAGCAGCAAUCCUAUCCACAACAGCAAGCGCGUGAGCGCGAACGUGAAAGAGACCGUGAACGCGGACGUGACCGCAGCGAACGCAGUGAAAGUGUGUUGAGGGCGCGCCUGAAGUUCAAGAAAUUGACACCGGACGGCACACCGUUACCGCAUCGCCGAUCUACAUCCGCACAAAUGCUCAAUCAUAAUCAGUAUCACAAUCAGAGCGAAUACAAUGGCGUCGAGUAUGAACAACCGCACGCGCGCAAUUAUCAGCAAUCGCGGUCGGUCAAUGACAGCUACGCGCCGGCUGGCGAUAAUAGUAAACGCGGCAUAUUGCAGCGGCAAAACACUUCACCGGCGCUAAUGAGUCUGGCCGGCGAAAGCGUAAGUGGUAACGGCAACGGAAAUGGUGGUGGCGUCGCUUAUGAUGAGGAUGCGUCACACCAUCUGAGUCCGGAAAAUCGUCGGCGCCAUCAUCAACUUUACCAGCGUGGCGAGCAGCGCGUGCAAUUACAGCGCCGCAAAUCCUUUACCGGCUAUGACAAUGCGCAGUUAGGCAACUGCAGCAGUAGUAGCAGUAUGGCGAGUGGUGGUGGUGGCGGUAGUGGCGCGGGUAGCACUAACGCGCCUAGCGGUGAACAGCCCCGCGGCGAGAAACCGCGUAAGAAGCUCUCCUUCCGCGAACCAGUGGCGGAUAAACCGCGUGUGCGACGACGCAGCUCGCCCCUGCAGCGCCCGGAAAGCGCUGGUGCUGAAGUUGCACAGGCAUCUCCGGUUGGCAAAGAGUCAAGCAAUCGGCUCACCAUAGACGAUGGCAAUAUUAGAAAUACGAACGCACAUAAAGUGAGCUGUGAUAAUUUGAGCGCCAGCAGCAGCAGCGCUGCCUUAAUGCCAUUACCUGAUAACCGCAAUUACGCUGCUCAGAUUAAUAAUAUUGCGCUGGAUGCGGCGGGCUGCUGUUUUGUGGAUAAUGCGAAUUUAACAAUGGACUUUGAGUCACAAGCGAUGCGUAUUGUACGCACCGUCGGUCAGGCCUUUGAAGUAUGUCACAAAUUUAAUCUUCAUAAGAAUUCCUUGGAUCACAACGACGAACGCUCGGAUGUCUCAUCCGAGUUACUCGAUGUAGAACGCAUUUCGGUACAACAGCUGACUGAUGACGAGCUGGAUAAAAAAGAGCCGCUGACCGCUGUGACGGACAUAAAGCCACCGCAAAGACCGAAUCAUCUGGAAUUGGUGCCACACACCAGUUCGAAUAUGCGCAAGUCACCCAGUUUGUUGACCGCUGACGAAGACAAAUCACCCACUACACCGUCGUCGCCCAGUCAUGAGAUCAGCAAACUAAAGGAUCAAUUGGAGCAGCAGGCCAUACAAACGCGCCAGGCAUUGGCACAGCUGAUGUUGGUGCGCGAGCAGCUUAUAUCGGAAACAAAUGCGCGCAUCGAGGCUCAGGCACGCACACAGCAACUGCUGCAGCAGAAUCGCGAGCUGCUCGAGCAUCUGGCAUCGCUGGGCGCCUACAACGAACAGCAGAGCGCCGGACUGACUUCGGCCAAUAUCGGCAUGGCACCGCAGCUGCAAAUGUUAUUGCAAGCUACCGGCAACAACAACAACUUGGCCACCAUCAAUCAACAAAUCAACAGCCUUGGCUCCAUCAACCAACAGCUGACAUCGCUCAGUCAUCAGCUGAGUGGUUUGAAUCAGCAAAGUCAGAAUAUACAAAACUUCCAGAAUAUUAACGCCGCGGCGGCGGCUGCUGCGCAACAGCAACAACAACACCAACAGCCAUCACCGCCACCCGUCAGCCAGCAGCAGCAGCUGACGCCACCCUGUUCGGCUGCCUCGUUGCAGCAGUCGCAGUUGCACUUGAAUAUCGCUACCAAUGGCAACAACACCAACAACAAUAGCAUUAAUAACAAUAACGCCUGCGGCGGCAGCAGUCCAUUCCCUACAAUGAAUCAAUUGCAGAGCAUAAGCAAUCAGCUACAACAACUCAAUGCGCAAGCGACACAGUCGCAGCAAGACGCGUUGUCGAAGGACCUCUUCCAGGUCAAUCAGGAGCUGUUGAAUCGGCUGCAGGCGCUGAAUUUGGGUGCCAGCAAUACGAACGCCUUGACGCUCAACACCGGCGCGCCCAUGGCUAGCGCCCAACAGACACCAUCGCCGCGCAACUCAUUCUUCUUCGUUAAUCCGAUGUCGGUCAGUCCAGCGAACAAUAACAAUAACGCGGGUAAUUUCAAUUUUCUCAGCUCGCCGGGCGCGCUUUCGGGGCAGCUAACGCCAUCGCCCAUGAGCACGCUCGCACGCAACUCAUAUGCGCACAGCCCACAGCUGCAGCAGCAACAACAUGACGUGGAUGCAUUACAACAACAGCUGAGCAGCAUCGAUCAGAACUUGAAUAACCUAAUCGAUGAACAGUUGAUGAAGCCACUCGGCGGUUCGAUAAUGUCGACGUCCUCCAAUGGCAAUAUAGCCGCCGGUAGUCCCUCGGGUACGCGCGAAUCCAGUCGCUCCUCGUCGACACUGGACUCGGCGUCACCAUCAUCGCCGCGCAUACGUACCGGCGGCAUCGCCAACAACAACAAUGAGCCACGCUUCAACACCGUCAUGCUGAAAGUGACCGACGAAGCGGGUAAUGUGACGAAUCAGCGCAAGCUCUCGGCCACACCGAGCUUCAUACAGCGCAGCACAAGCGAAAAAGUGCCGAAUCGCAGUCAAAUUAUGAGUCAAGUGCAACGAACGGCCUGGGCGCGUCAUACCACCAAAUAACAGUCGGCCGUCGGUGGCCAUGGUGGUGGAGAAGAGAGUGUUAUGGAUGCCGUCUUAAUAGAAAUCUAGUUGAGCAUAAGUUGGGCGGGUUAGCUGUAGCACAGCGUUAUGGAUUGUGCUGCAACAGUAGUAAAUAAAGGUUUUUAUAAAUAACCUCCAAACCUUGUAUAUUUAUGGAAGAAAUGGCUUAAAUAAGGCGUUAGUAUACAUAUUAGGGUGGUCCAAAAAUAUAUAAAAACUAUUUUAUAAAUUUAAAGAGCACAAAUAGUUGAUUUCUAGAAAAAUGGCUGAUAUACUUAUUAUAAAUAUUAGGG
Messenger RNA from Bactrocera tryoni, 4520 nucleotides. Its product is annotated as capon-like protein. NCBI's taxonomy places the organism in Eukaryota, Metazoa, Arthropoda, Insecta, Diptera, Tephritidae. Gene Ontology annotation, molecular function: nitric-oxide synthase binding. The transcript is spliced from 6 exons. The record is from RefSeq and is a predicted model, not a curated record. Bases 466 to 4206 code for a protein of 1246 amino acids.